AAGGAUGUGGCUACUGUACAACUUUUCUGAGUAAAUAGUUUGAUAGUGCAUUUGAAAAAUGUUAAAAUACAUUGGUGAUAAUAAAUAUUACAACAGUACUGACUAAAUAUAAGUAGAGAACUAGAUAUUUACUAACAGUAGGCAACCUAUAUUUUAAAAAAUAUAAUUUGUACAAGUCUUCUAUUUUUAACAUAUACUUGUCAUAUGAGUAUUAUCCACUACCAAAAAUUCAAACCUCAAAAACGACUUUGAUGGGAAAUCGAUGAAUUUUGAAAGAUCAUUUGCAAUUUCCACUAAAUAUUUGUUAUGUGUAUAAUAAUAGUUAGAGAAAAGAAAGUUUAGUUACGUAUAAAAGUUAAUUUAAUGCCAAUGGAUAAGGCACCUGAAGCGGCAAUAACCUCACAUGCCCAUUUAUAUAAAUAUAAAGAAAAACAUCAAUUAUCACAACAUGAAAGAAGGCAACAAAUUCUUAAUGAACAAAAAUAUAAAAGGCACAUUGAAGCAGAUAAAAACAGAGAAUUAUAUGGUAAAUAUCUCGAAGAAUUAGAGGAAUCCGAUGUUGAAGAUCUCAAACAAGUGGAUGAAUGUGAUAUUGAAGAUUUCAAACAUACGGACGAGUCUGUACAACAUUUGGAGAAAUCUGAACAAGAAGAACCAGAUGAAUAUGAAGAAAUGGAAUAUGUGCAGUCUGAAGUACAAUAUCGUCGACCUGAAUCUACUAAAUUCAAAUUGAUGUUGACAGAAUGGUUUAUAGAUAUUCCAGAUGAUUUGGAAGAGAACUGGCUUUGUAAAUUUGCUCCAGAAGGUUUUCGCGUAUUGCUACUAGCAUACAAGCGCCGAACACUUUUUUUCACUAUCAAAAGUAGAUAUUUAUUUAAAUUAAAGACUCAUUUUCCUGGAGGCGGUGGAAUUAAUGCAACAGGAGUUACAGUUUUAGAUUGCAUAUUUAAUAAGCGUAAUAAAACUUUCUUUGUACUAGACUGUUUAUAUUGGUCGGCUAUGUAUACUUUGGACAGUGAAGCUAAUUUUAGAUUUUAUUGGUUGAAAACGAAAUUUUAUGAAAUGCCUGAACUAUAUAAAUCCGUCAGUAAAAAAUACACUUUCCAUUUGAUCGAAGCUAUUCCUCUGGAAAGAUCUUUACUACAAGAAAAAAUUUUCCAAGUACUGAAAUUAGAGGAAAAAGAAAUAUUAUACGAUGGAAUAGUGUGUUAUCACUCAUGCGGAUUCUAUACUUUCAGUUAUAGUCCUCUAGCAACCUGGCUUUACUGCUAUAUGUUGCCAGAGAAAUUGGGAAUAGAUGUCCCAGAGGUUUAUCUUGCGAAAAAGCCAAAAGGAUAUAUAAAUUUUCAACAGUACAUUGAAAGCAAGAUGUCAGCUAGGGAGAGGUAUAAUAAGAAGAAAAGUCAUGUACGAUUAAAUAAAAAUGGUGAUUUAGAUGUGAGCUCUGUUAAUAAUACAGAAAAGAGCAAAAAUAAUAGUUCAGAAGUGAACAAAUAUAAUACAGAAAUGGAUAGUUAUGCAAUUAAUACAAGUGAUAAUGACGUAAUGGAAUCAUGAUUUUCAUAGUCAACAUGUGGCCAACAUUUUAAAAUAAUCGAUUUUAUUAACAGAUGACAAAAAGUGAUUUCGAUUAUAUUAUUUGAGUGUUUAUUAAACUGAAUAACAUUUUUUUUAAAUAAUAA
This is a messenger RNA of Diorhabda sublineata, 1682 nucleotides long. Its product is annotated as snurportin-1. Gene Ontology annotation, biological process: snRNA import into nucleus. Gene Ontology annotation, cellular component: cytoplasm; nucleus. NCBI's taxonomy places the organism in Eukaryota, Metazoa, Arthropoda, Insecta, Coleoptera, Chrysomelidae. Gene Ontology annotation, molecular function: protein binding. The record is from RefSeq and is a predicted model, not a curated record. The transcript has a single exon. Bases 364 to 1557 code for a protein of 397 amino acids.